GCGGGGCCGGGAGCCGCGGGCAGGAGCCGCCGCGCCCGAGGCCGCCGCGGGACGGUGGUCGCCUCUGCUCCGGGAGCCGCCCCGCCCGCGACAUGGCAGCGCGAUCCCGGAGACCCUGGCUGAGCGUGGUGCUGGGGUUGGUGCUGGGUUUCACCGCCGCCUCCUGGCUGAUCGCCCCCAGAGUGGCCGAGCUCGGCGAGAAGAAGCGGCGCGGCGCCAGCCUCUGCUCCUACUACGGCCGCGCGGCGGGGCCGGGGGCGGCCCGGGGCGCGGCGGCGGCGGGCGGGCAGCAGGCGCCGCCGGGGGCAGCGGCCGUGCUGGGCGGCACGAGUUUCAGGAGCAGCCCCUGGGAGCUGCCGCCCGCUGCGGCGGAGGGCACUGUCUCCAGCCCCGCUGCCGGCGGGGAAGGGGAGCCGGAGGAGGAGGACGAAGGCGGCGAGAAGCGGAGCGGCCGGCCUGGCGGCAGCCACAACGGGAGCGGGGACUGGGGGGGCGCCCAGGGCUGCGCCAAGCCCCGCAACUUUCUCUACGUGGGCGUGAUGACGGCCCAGAAGUACCUGGGCAGCCGGGCGGUGGCGGCGCAGCGGACGUGGGCGCCCUCGGUGCCGGGCCGCGUGGAGUUCUUCUCCAGCCAGGGCUCCGCCGCGCCCCCCGGGAUGCCCCCGCUGCCCGUCGUCGCCCUGCCAGGAGUGGACGACUCUUACCCACCGCAAAAGAAGUCCUUCAUGAUGAUCAAGUACAUGCACGACCACUACCUGGACAAGUACGAGUGGUUCAUGCGGGCGGACGACGACGUCUACAUAAAAGGUGAAAAACUGGAGGAGUUUCUUCGCUCACUGAACAGCAGUAAACCUCUCUAUUUGGGGCAGACUGGUCUGGGUAAUAUUGAAGAACUCGGAAAACUGGGGCUGGAGCCUGGAGAAAAUUUCUGUAUGGGAGGGCCAGGAAUGAUCUUCAGCCGGGAGGUUCUCCGGAGGAUGGUGCCACAUAUAGGUGAAUGCCUUCGAGAGAUGUACACCACUCACGAGGAUGUGGAAGUGGGCAGGUGUGUCCGGAGGUUUGGAGGAACUCAGUGCGUUUGGUCCUAUGAGAUGCAGCAAUUGUUCCACGAAAACUAUGAACACAACCGCAAGGGUUACAUUCAAGAUCUUCACAACAGCAAGAUCCACACAGCCAUAACACUUCAUCCGAACAAAAGACCUGCCUAUCAAUAUAGGCUGCACAAUUACAUACUGAGUCGCAAAAUUUCCGAACUGCGCCAUCGGACCAUCCAGCUCCAUCGAGAAAGUGUCCUGAUGAGUAAGCUCAGUAACACUGAAGUAAAUAAGGAAGAUCAGCAGCUGGGAGUUGUGCCAUCUUUCAAUAAUUUCCAGCCUCGUGAAAGGGAUGAAGUCAUUGAGUGGGAGUUCCUGACAGGAAAGUUUCUUUACUCAAUGGUGGAGAACCAGCCACCCCGGCAGAGCCUGAGCAGCGUCCUGCGGGCUGCACUGGAUGAUACUGUGAUGCAGGUCAUGGAAAUGAUAAAUGAGAACUCCAGAUCUAGAGGUAGGCUCAUUGAUUUCAAGGAAAUACAGUAUGGGUACCGCAGGGUAGAUCCUCUGCAUGGAGUAGAGUACAUCCUGGAUUUACUCCUUUUGUAUAAAAGGCAUAAAGGAAGGAAAGUUACAGUUCCAGUGAGACGUCAUGCUUACCUUCAGCAAUUGUUUAGCAAACCUUUCUUCAAAGAAGCAGAGGAGCUGGAUGUAAAAAGCUUGCUGGACGAUACCAACAGUGACACUCAAUCUUUCUCUUUCCUUUCAAAUUCUUUAAAGAUUUUUUCCUCGUCAUUCCAAGGCACCAAAGACAUCAGGGGACACAGUGACAAGAAAAUACAUAUUCUUGUCCCUAUCACGGGAAGAUUUGAUACUUUCUCAAGAUUUAUGGAUAAUUUUGAGAAGACUUGUCUCAUUCCCAAACAGAAUGUAAAGCUGGCAAUAAUUCUCUUCAGUUCUGAUUCAGGCCAAGACUCUAGCAAACACAUAGAGCUAAUGAAAGAAUACAGCAUUAAGUAUCCCAAGGCAGAUAUGACCCUGAUUCCAAUGUCAGGAAAGUUUUCUAGAGGUUUAGCUCUUGAGAUGGCCUCGUCUCAUUUUGACAAUGACACUUUGCUGCUGUUCUGUGAUGUUGAUCUGGUAUUCACAUCAGACUUUCUCCAGCGAUGCAGAGAUAACACUAUUCAGGGAGAACAGGUUUACUACCCUAUCAUCUUCAGCCAAUACGAUCCAAAAGUAAUAUAUGGAGGCAACCCUCCAGCUGACAGUAGUUUUGUUUUCACAAAAAGAACUGGAUUUUGGAGGGAGUAUGGAUUUGGAAUUACCUGUAUUUACAAAAGUGAUCUACUUACUGCUGGUGGAUUUGAUACCUCGAUUCAAGGCUGGGGACUUGAGGAUGUAGAUCUCUUUACUAAAGUGAUAACAUCUGGCUUGAAGGCUUUCAGAAGUCAGGAAGUAGGAGUUGUCCAUAUUUUUCAUCCUGUUCAGUGUGACCCCAAUUUAGAUCCAAAACAAUAUAAAAUGUGCUUAGGGUCUAAAGCAAGUACAUUUGCCUCUACCAUGCAGCUCGCUGGACUCUGGCUACAGAAACAUUUGGGUGUCAGGUACAAUUGGACUCUCUCCUGACAACUCAGCCUAUUUGGCCUUUUUAGGGGAGUUUACCUCAUUGCUGUUAUUUGAUUUUGCUGUUGUAGUUUUAAACUCCCUCCUUAUAGUCUUCCAAAGACUGUUGACCUCAAACGGGCUGACUCUGCUGUUCACUGAUGUUUCUUAUACCUACUGAAAUGGUGAGGUGAAUUCCUUUAUAUUUCCUGUAUUUGAAAUUCAGUCUUGUCAUGGAAAUCAUACAAGCCCAUGGAGCAUAUUCAUCACAAGAGACUGUAUUAGAAGAAUGUUGUCUUUCAGCUUUUGGAUUCGGUAUCAUCUUUGUUGCAUUUCUCAGAUUUGAUGUGAUACAAAUACUUACUGGUGAAAGUACCACAAAAGUGCUUUAUGCUUCUUCUGGGGAUGGAACUCUCUAAGAUAAACUUGAGUUUUAUAAUUUAUAUGAGGACUUAUAUGUAUAAACGCUACUUUUCUUCAUCUUUAGAAUUUUUAAAGUAAAUGAAUAACUAUAACUAUACCUUUAUUUUUGAAAAAAAAGAGUAAAGCUGAGGAGCUACUUGCAAAUACAACUGGUACUGGCUACCAAGGUCCUUAAAUGUCUUAUUAUUAAAACAAACUCCUCACUGUUAUUCAGUCAAAGUAUAAAUGAACUUUAUUUUCACAACAAACAGGAUUCAAUCAAAUCCUUAUGUACACUUUGAAGAUUAUUUGAGCCAACAUCCUUCAUUUACAGGCAAGAAGAAACAGUGACUCAACAUGGUCAUUUAUGAUAAAGUGCAAGUAUACAGUGUUCUUACUUUGAAACACAUAGUAUAAGUUGCUCUUUCUCUUUUUACAAUGAGUCUGUAAUACUUAAUUUUCUUUUACAUUCCUUUCAUAAGGCUGCACUUCAGUGUUAGAAGAUAAAGCUCUAUUUUUUUGUUUUACAUUUUUCAUGAAUAUUGGUACUCAGUAGCAAUUUGUUGUUAAAAUUAAGGUAACUGUAGAAUAGUUAUUUAAGUUUCAAGAUUUACUAUUGCUGGUCAAAGUUCCUUGCCAAUAUAUUUAUAUUAGUGGAGGUUAUAAGACUGUGUUCAGAUUUAUCUCUCCAAACAGCCUGAAGCUGCCAUAUUGUGGAUUCAUGAAGUAAAGUAUUUAAAGUAAUACCAACAGAAUAAAUAAUAAAACUAAUUUCUGUAUUUUAAAGAAAUGUUUAUAUAGGGAUAUAUAUGUGUGUGUGUGUGCCUGUGUGUAUAUCCCUAUAUAUAGAUAUUUAGAGAGAGUAAUUUCAAAGUAUGUUCCACUUUUUAGUUCAGGCAGUGAUUUGUUACAAUUGUUAUUUUUCCCAAAUGCUUGGAACAUUUCAUGUUAUGCUGUGGUAAGAGCUUAGAGACAUUCAGGAAACCAUCAGAAUUCAGCUAAACUAAGUUAUUACAGUGGGUACAUCUAAUAACCUCAGUACCCUUGAUUUCAAACUAUAUUUCAAACCAGGCUGGGCAAGAAAAAGUCGUAAGUUUUUUAGCUCUAACUGACUGCUUCUGUGUUUCCUUAAAAAAAAAAAAAAAAAAAAAAAGCCAACCAAAAAAACCCCAAAACACCCCAAAACAAUUAAGUGAUUGGAAUUCACUGGCACAUCUGUUUGUGGGAAAAUACUGUCUGUGGAAAAAUAUCCAGAUAAUUUCCUGAGGCUUGAAGAGGGUAUGUAGGUCAGUUAAUGUCUCUUAUCUGUGUUCUCUGUUCUGGACUUACCAUGCAAAUGAAAAGGCAACCCUGACAAGGAUUGAGUAAAUUCAGAAUUAAAAGACUGGCCAUAGGUUAUUGUGUGCUCUAAAAAAGUCCAUUCCCUUGCCCUGGAAAAAGUAAUAAUUGUUGUAGAUGAGAACAGAGAGUGUAAUUCAUGUUUGUACCAGCUCUCCUCAAGUAGAACUCUUGGCUUGUUAUUUUCCUGGAGGCUCUUGCCUUCCUAGCCUAGCAUUGUUAGCUCAAAGGUAUGACCAAAGAAAAAUUCCCUUUCAAUUAUAAUAAAAUUCUUGGAAAUUGCUGUUCAAAUUGCAUGCAAAAGUCACAUUUUUUUUCUUAAAAAAGCCAAGAACAAGGAACCUGAUAUAUUUAAUAAAAUCUCAAUUAACCAAUGCAACUCAGAUUGUAAAUAUCAACAACUGAUUGCCUGUUGAUAAAUAUUUGUGAUGACUUCAUAAACAAGAAAAAACCUAAUGACCUAGAAAGACAUAUAAGGAAAUCAUUGUCUGCUGGGAUGUAGUCCAGUGCUGAUUUCAAUUACAUAAUUUGUGGCCAUAAAGUAUUUGCUCAGCUCAAAGUAAAAUAGUAGUUUAGAACAAGCAAUGAAACCAAUCAUUCAGUGGGGAUAAAGAUGUAUACAGAGGGCUUGCAGGAUCAGGUCCUACAUGAUAUAAGCAAAAUGCUAGUAUUUACCAGUACAAAUAUUUAUUUAGUGUCUUGACUGAUUCAUUUGUUUAUAUGAUGAAUUACUUUGUUAAAAAUGUUUAUUAUGAAAUAUUGCAUUUUCUUUUGAAAUAACUAUCCUGAGAUAACUUGAGAACUUGUGUUAGUUUGUCUAAGGAAUAAUAUGCCUUCUAAGGAGAUCAUAUUAAAAGAAAAAAAAAAAGCACAAAAGUGUAGAGUAAUGUUAUGUAUGUACAGAUUAAGACGGGAAUAUCUGUGUUAAUCAACUGUUUGCUUUUGUCUAAUCUGAAUCAUAAUCUUCAUUGUAAAAUGAAAUUUCAAUGUGUAUAAUGUCCCUUUGUAAAUGCGUGACAAGUGAAUUCACAGUAGAACAUAACAAUCAAUUUUGCCCCAAACCUCCCUCCCCUGGGAACAGUUUUCCUGCCGUAAUUGUUGGGAAGUGGGUUGUGAACAUCUCGCACUUUGGCUUUUCAGACACAGCCAUUCUAAAAAAAAAAUCUCAGCAUUCACUACUCAGAAAUGCUAGAAAUCCCCAAACUACUGCAUCAUGGCAUGUUUUCCCAGUCACAGUGCUUAACAGAGCAUUUGCAUCUCCUGGAUGAAGGAAAAACAACAUGUUGGGCUCUCUGAGAGUUGAUUGUACUCUGCAUCAGGGUACUGGUUUUCAAGCUGAAAAAAGGCAGAAGGCCAGGGGGAGAUGUGAAGCUCAGCCGUGGGAGUUGGCACCUUGUGCCCGAGUUACCCCUGUGCUGCCACCUGUGCUGCCCACAGCCUAUCUUGGAACUAUGAGUUGGCAGCUCAAACAAGCACAGAAGAGCUGUGCUUGCUGCCAUCAGCUGCUCUUGAGAAUCAAAAGGGCCAUUUUAAUCAGGAAAGAAUGAAAGGAGGGUCCCAAACUGGGGAUUCAUUGAGUGGAGUUGUCUUGUGCAGAUCAUGUUUCUCACUGUCCUCAGGGGAAAAGACACUGGUCCCACAUGGCUUCCCUCUGUUUGCACUCUAAGGGCUUUGAAGGAUGGGGCAAAACUUCAUGGGGCUCAUGGACCUGCAUCAUGUACUUGGAUCCUGCCAUAUCAUGGGACAUGUAGGGGGGAAAGGUGCCACAUGGUCUUCCUAAAGAGCAGUACAGAGAGAGAGGCACCUUCUGCACUCAGUUCUUGCUGUGCACGAAUGCCAGCUGUGCACAAAACUGCCUUCUGGAGGCUUUGCUCUCUGUGUGCUUGAUAGUACUUCAAGAUUCUUCCAAAAAAUUACAGUGCUGAUAAAAUGACUCCUAGGAGUGUACUGCUCAUCCUCAGUAACUGGAGAGUUGCAAGCAGCAUGAGUUAAAACCACUUUUUUUAAUCAGAGGGAAAUAAACAAUUUAAACUUCUUUUGAUGUCUUAAAUAGUCACUACAAUUACUUAAGAUGCAGUUUGCUACAUCAAACAUUUUGCUCCAAGGAAUGAUGCCAGCUUUAAGGCACAAAAAAAAACCCCACAUGUGUAGUCUAUAUCUUAUUUUCUUGCAACUUGAAAUCAGUUAAAAUUUAUGGGGAUAAAACAGGGAUUAGAAAUUGGUGAGUCACUGACAGGGGAAAGGUUUAUCUUUCUGCUGUAUUUUUAAAAGCUAAUCAAAUCAGGAGAAAAAAAAUACUGUGUUAGAUACACACAAAACUUAGCUCUGAUGUUAAGUAGCGGUGAUAGUUGUGGUCCUAAAAUGCAGCAAAAUGAGAUGUUUCACUAAGUCUACCUAUUUACAAGAACUGAUUAUCACUGAAGGUUUUUGUCUGUUGUACAUCUGUAAGUAACAUGUAAUCCAUUUUUAAUUAAUUCAUUUCUAAGAAUAAUUUAAAUUUUCUUCCAUCAGCAUUUAUUCAUUUGAUUAAUAAGAUGACUUGUCAUGACUCACUCUCAAUUUCCUAUUCUACUUUUUCGUGCGUCUUCCCAUUUGCAGUAUGUCUUACUACAGAAUUUAAACUUUUUGAGCUAAUAUAUUACAUUUCUGUUACAGUUUUAUGAUUUCACUUCCAUGCAAAACUUCUGAACUAGAAGAUUUUAGUAAACGAGUUUCCAAGACUACUUCAAAUUGUUUCCAUUUGCCUGUCACUGUAAAUUAAAAGUGUUCUGAAUAUUUUUACUUCAUUUUUUUCCUCUGGUCUCCUUCAUACCAGAAUCACACUAAAGCAAGGAUAUACAAAAACUUUGUAAGGCUUACAUCUAGGAAAAUUAAAGAACCAGGGGAUUUCUGAAAUCCCUUUUUCCCCCCCUUUUUUUAACUUUUUUUUGGUUUUUUGUUUUGUUUUGUUUUGUUUUCAAGUCUCUUAUCUCAAAUUUCAAAACCUUACUUAACAGUUCUGUAAUUUUAAUUAAAGAAAUAAUGGUUAUCAAGACGUAAGGCAGCGCAUAUAUUAGCUCCAUACUACAAACUGUCAUUUUACAUCCUUAUUUUCUAGUCACUUUAUUAUUCAACAGAUAUUUUCUAUUUAUAAGGAUGUUGAAGAUAAAUGAAAAGCAUCCUUGCUGGUUCAGUAUUUACCUAGUCUUAGAGGAGAGCUUAACUAUGUAGGCAGAGUUCCAAAGAUGUUAUAUACUGCAAGCUGCUGAUUCAAUAAAGAUAUUCCUAAAAGACAUGUAUUCUUGCUAACAUUGAUGCCAAACACUUCUAUUUAGAGCAGGUAAAUUACCUUCAGGUGAUUUCUGUAAAAAAAGAAAAAAAAAACUUAAAAAAUUUAAAAAUGCUUGUGCUUGAGAUUAUUAACAUUGUUACUACUGGUUAUUUGGGAAGCCUUUAUGACUUGCUCUCAUAUUUGAUUAGGGUUAUAUGGAGCAAUAAAUUAUGCUUGUUUUUCACAUUUGUCCAUAAACUGUUGGCUAAAGGAAAGAAAAGCUAACUAACUGCUUUGAAGAUGGUGGUCGAAUUGUGAGUGACCAGAGGGAGAACUGCUUGGUGUAGUUCAACUUUGAAACCAAGACUGAGACCUACUACCAGGAAAGGACAAUUUCAGCGUAAGGAGUAGCAGCCUGAGUUUGUGCAAGGUAUCAUGGUAUCUGGGGAUCCACCUUAAUGCUUAGUGAGUGAUUGCCAGGAGCAGGCACUGUGCAGUCUGAAUACAAGGCUACCAGCACUUGCAGAAGUGAGGAAUGCAGUAAAAUAUGUUUCACAGGUGACAGGAUAGAUAGUAAGGAUGUAGAUCCAGAUACCUGUGUAUCUUUUCUUAUUUUAAGAGUGUAGAAGAUAAAAUAUAUUUAAAAAAGAAGAACUCUGCUUUACUUUCUUCCUGAAAGCUUUUCCCCUUGUACAUUCCACUUGUACAUGCUGAUCAGCAAGCCCAUGUUUUUGGAAGUGAUAGCUGAGCUGGCAAUUUUUAGUCCCUCCUCUUCUCUUUUUAGAUAUGAAGCACUUUAUUAUUAUUUAAUUAAGUUGGAUAUUUGACAGCUUUGUGUCAUAGAUGCUUUAGUGCUUUGUGACUAAAAUACUUCAGUUUCCCAUUGUAUCUUCAUAUAUUGGACUGUUACAUGGCACAUCACUGCUUUAAAUUAUGAGGUUCCUUUAAACAAAGGCUUCUGGACAGUAGUUUUCACCAGAUGUAACCUUGCAACCACAGCUGUAUGGAUGAAACAAAGUACAUUCAGGUAUGGUAAUUUAUUUUUUGCAUUCAUACAAUGGUUUUGUUUGGUAGAAAAUUCAAAAUGAAUAUGAGUUAAAAUUGAAUAUUUUUUGGUGACAAAGUUGAGCAAAUCUGUUUAACUGGGACCAAGCCAUUGCCCCCAGCAUGUGCUGUUACUGGAAGACCUCCAGAAACUACCAAAAAGGUGUUUUUAACCAAAAAGGUUACAGGGAGAUGUCUCUAGUAAAACUGAAUGGGAAACACUGUUUUGCACUUCAGAACAGCUGGUAACAGAAGAUCUAACUUUUCUGUAAAAAUAUAUCAGUCAUAACUUCUGCCAUAGUCAACUGAUGUUUAAGGGACAGACACAAGGGCGCUCAUGUGUGAAGGAGACCAGAUAGAUCAAGAUUUAACAUGGAAUACCCUUAGAAGAGAGUCCAUUCUGAAAGAAAUAUGGAUGUGAACGAAGGACCAUGCAAGAAACCGAAAAGAAGAUUCUCUUCUUUUUCCUUUAUCCUUGACAUGGUGCUCUGCUCAUCAGGGAGCUACCAGGUCUUCCUGGAUUGAGCUUGGCACCAGGCAAAAGAAGCACUAAAAAUAAAGCAUAAAUGCUGUGUAUAUGACAGGACCAGAUACUGGUGGGUGAUGGGAAAGAAAGUGCGUGGGAAAACAUAUAAGGAGCCAAGAAAAUAAAUUUUUUUUGAAUGUGAAGUAGAAAGAUAGUGUGUGUGUGUGUAUGUGUGUGUGUGUAUGUGUGUGUAAGCUAUUCUACUAGCUCUGAUACGUAGAAGAAAAAGUGAUUAAUUAAAGGACAUAGAUUUGAAAGGAAGAAGAAGACACAGUACAGGAAACAGAGUACACAUCUAAAUUUAAUUACAGUAGCCAUAAAAGUUUAUGUGAAAAAAUAGCACAAGAAAUAUCAGGAAAGAAACUGGAGGAAGACAGGGAGAAU
Molecule: messenger RNA, 9577 nt
Organism: Taeniopygia guttata (zebra finch)
Lineage: Eukaryota; Metazoa; Chordata; Aves; Passeriformes; Estrildidae
Gene: CHSY3
Product: chondroitin sulfate synthase 3
Cellular component (GO): Golgi cisterna membrane
Molecular function (GO): glucuronosyl-N-acetylgalactosaminyl-proteoglycan 4-beta-N-acetylgalactosaminyltransferase activity
Source: RefSeq, a predicted model, not a curated record